UGUAUUCAUACGAAUACGUAUAAUUUUAGUGGAUAUUAUUUAAUUUUAUCACAUAAUAUAUGAACAUAUCUUCAGUAUGGCCUAUGAUCAAGACAAUGGUAGACCAUGUUUAAAAUGUGGAUCCAAAUGUCCUGAUGGUUUUGUGAAACAUUCAUUCAGAAUGCGAUGUACACAAUGUCAUUGUGCAUAUUAUGAUCAUGAUAUUUUUGAUUUUACGAAUCAAUCAAUAUGCGAUGAAUUAGAUUUGAAUGAUACACCAGUUUAUGAAAAAUAUAUGAAUGCACAAAAUUUAGCUAAAGAAAUGGGAUUAAUUUGGUUACCUAUUGGUGUAAAAUCAGAGGAAGUAAAAUUAUUUUUAAACAGUCUGUCAAAUACUGAAUUACCAUCAUCUGGUCAAAUUGCUGAUUAUAUUAGAAGUCAACGCUUUCGGAAACAAAUACCAUUACAAGAUCGUAAACCAUUUAUUACAAUUGAAGAAUUAUCCUGUCAUGUAAACGAUGAUAAUAUAAAGCUGAAUUUAAAAACUGAAUUAUAUGAAGCAAAACAAUUUACCAAAACUCGUAAUUCUCAUGAUUUUGGUAUUGGCUUUGUGGAACAUAUGAAUGAAAAUGAUGGACAGCCAUGUGCGGAUUGUUUACAAACAAUUCAUUUUGAUGAUUUUUGUGUAAGAAUUAAACCAGAGCAUUGUUUAAUUGAAGAAGAGACUUCCAAUACCUCAACAGUGAAUCCUAUUCCAGCUUGGCAUUUGAAUUGUUUCCGAUGUACAACAUGUAAGGAAUAUUUAGUCGAUUAUAUAUACGCUUGUUUAAAUAAAAAGGCUUAUUGUUUACGACAUUAUGGUCAGGUAAUACGUCCACGUUGUGUAACAUGUGAUCAUCUUAUUUUCUCAGACGAAUACACCAGAGUAAUGGAUCAGGAACAUCAUACCAGUCAUUUUGCAUGUCAUAGUUGCGAUGCUUCAUUAACAGGACAACGUUAUAUACUACGUGAUGAUGAACCGCAUUGUUUAGAUUGUUAUGAAGCUAAAUUUGCAAAUACCUGUGAACAAUGUAAAGAGAAAAUUGGCUGUGAUUCAAAGGGUAUGCUAAAUUCGGAAAUUGGCAUCACAUCACUUGUUCGGGAUGCAUUAGAACCUGUACGGAAUGCAAUUUAUACAUCAUCAUCACCAUCACUAUCUUCACAACAACCGAAUGUUAAAUUCCAAUCAAAUUAUUCAAUGCCAUAUAUCUAUGGUCCUGGUUAUUAUAACAUUGGACAAGCAUGGCAAUGUGAUACAAUUAAGGAUUUAUCAUUUAAAGAAAGACAUUGGCAUGAGAAAUGUUUUAAAUGUUCCGCUUGUACAACUUCACUAGCUGAUCGACCAUUUGCUACAAAAGAAGAACAAUUAUAUUGUUCGGAUUGUUAUGAUGAACGUUUUGCUGCACGAUGUGAUGGUUGUCAAGGUGUAUUCAAAGCUGGAAUGCGAAAAUAUGAAUAUCGUGGCCAACAAUGGCAUGAAGAAUGUUUUCUAUGCGUAGAAUGUAAACAACCAAUUGGUACGAAAAGUUUUAUACCACGAGAAAAUCAAGUUGUCUGUGUACCGUGUUAUGAAGCGAAAUAUGCUCAACGUUGUACUAAAUGUUCCGAUGUUAUACGUCGUGGUGGUGUUACGUACAAAGGGAAUCCAUGGCAUAAAGAAUGUUUCACUUGCACCAAUUGUGCAAAACAAUUAGCUGGAUUAAAAUUCACUUCAAAAGAUGAACAACCAUAUUGUGCAGAUUGUUAUGGUGAAUUAUUUGCUAAAAAAUGCACAAAAUGUACCAAACCAAUUACUGGAUUUGGUGGUUGUAAAUUCAUUUCAUUCGAAGAUCGUCAUUGGCAUUCAGAAUGUUUUCUUUGUGGAAAAUGUAAUUGUAAUCUAGUUGGUCGAGGUUUUCUUACCAGUGACGAGAUGAUUAUGUGCUCUGAAUGUGGUCGUUAA
Messenger RNA from Schistosoma turkestanicum, 1960 nucleotides. The record is from the annotation of a GenBank genome assembly. NCBI's taxonomy places the organism in Eukaryota, Metazoa, Platyhelminthes, Trematoda, Strigeidida, Schistosomatidae.